GCGCGAAGCUCCGCCCACCCUGCUGUCGCCAGUGACGGCAGCCCUAUCGCUUGUGGAUAGUGAAACAACGCCGCAGUCAGUGAUCUGCAGUGACUAGGUUCAGCCGAGCCUUCACUUGGAUACCAAAGCCACACAUCGCCCCUUAUCCGAGGAUAUUUCCGAUGUGUGUUAUCCAAACAGUUGAAUAGAGGGUCCCUCACAUCCCACCUGCAGUCAUGAAUGGUGGUUUUAAUAUUUGGGCUAUAACUCCAGAAGAGAGGGGGAAAUAUGACAAACAAUUUGACUCUCUGGCUCCCACUUUGGGCUUUUUGUCAGGAGAUCAAGCACGAAUGUUCUUCCUGCAAUCUGGUCUCCCCACAGCGGUCCUAGCAGACGUCUGGGCAUUGGCAGACAUAGGAAAAGAUGGGAAGAUAGACAGAUUGGAGUUCUCCAUUGCAAUGAAACUAAUUAAACUGCAGCUGCAGGGUCAACCCCUCCCGUCCAGCCUGCCAAUCAUCAUGAAGCAGACGCCUACCCCUUCUAUGACAUCAUCAACACGCUUUGGUAUGGGUUCCAUGCCAAAUCUGUCUGCCAUGUCAGUGAUGCCCAUCCUAACUGCCAUCCCUGCAGCCCCUGCUAUGACCCCUUUGGUACCUGUGCCUGCACUGAUGUCAGGACCAUUGGCUCAGAUGCCCAACUCUCUCAGUGUGCAAGCUUUACCUAACGGCAAUGCAGCUUUCUUCACACCAACACCAGCAUUCCCAGUCUCCAGUGGUUUGAGUAAAUCUCACUCACUCUUGGACCUUGGCUCUAGCAGUUCUAACUCUUCCUCCACCACUUCCCUUGCGAGUAACUCCCCCAAAAUGAAUGCAUCUGAUUGGGCGGUGCCUCAGUUGUCCCGUCUGAAAUACCGGCAGCAGUUCAACAGUCUAGACAAGCUGAUGAGCGGAUACCUGUCAGGUCCCCAGGUCAGGAAUGCCCUCACAACAUCUAACCUCACGCAAACACAGCUUUCUACCAUAUGGGCUCUUGCUGAUGUAGAUCGUGAUGGGCAGUUGAGAGCAGAAGAGUUUAUUCUAGCAAUGCACCUGGUUGAUAUGGCCAAGACUGGGCGGCCCUUACCUCUGACUCUACCUCUAGACCUUGUGCCGCCUUCACUCAGACAAGCGAAAUCAUGUGACCUCCUGAACGGACCUGUUCCUCUGAUUAACACUGAGCUGAUUGAGCCAGAACAACCACAGAGAAGCAAGACGUCAUUUGAGGAUAAACUAAAGGAGAAUUUCCAUAGAGGAAAUGCAGAGCUGGAAAAGCGACGUCUGGCUCUGCAGGAGGAACAAAAGAGAGAGGAGGAGAGGAGGAGAGAAGAGGCAAGACGAGAGGAGGAGAGGAGACGACAGAAGGAGAUGGAGGAAAGAGAACGAAAAGAGAGAGAAGCCCGGGAGAUGGAGCUGAGGAGACAAAGGGAGGAGGAGAGGAGGAUAGAGAGACAGAAAGAGCUAGAGCGACAGAGAGAAGAAAAAAGACUGAAAGAAUUAGAGCGACGUGAGGCAAUGGAGCGUCAGAGGCGGAUGGAAUGGGAGAAGAGUAAACGAGUGGAGCUUCAGACACAGAGAGAAAAAGAGCAGAGCGACAUACAGAGACUUAAGGACAGGAAGAGGAGUCUCGAGAUGGAGCUGGAGGCGGUGGGUAACAAGCAUAAGCAGAUCUCCGAUAGGCUGCGGGAUGCCAAGAGUAAGAGGCAGAUCCAGAGGGCCGAGCUGGACCUGAUCAAUCAGAAGAGAGAUAGUCGUAUUACAGAUAUCAACUCCCUACAGUUACAGUUUGAGGAAAUUCAGAGGCAGAUGAGUCGUUUUGGUCCUGAGAAGCAGCGACUGACAGAGAGACUUCUACAUCUUACCCAAAACAACUCAAGUCCUUUGAUAAAUGACGUGAAACAGAGUUUGUGCGAGAAAGAUCUGAGCUGUCGGAAGCUGAAGGAGCAGCUGGAUGUUUUAGAGAGAGAGACCACUGCGAAACUCUCACAAAUGGAGCAUUACAACAGAGAAAUCAAGUUUGUAGAAGUGGAUGACUGUGUGCUUCAAGGACUUCUCUCUUUGCUGAGCUGCUUAACCAAUCUCUUCCUUCUAAUAAAGGAGUUGAGACAGAGGCAGAGCCAGCAGCAGGACGUCCUAGAACAGCUUAGGAGGGUGAGGUCUGAGAAACUCAAAGAGCUACAGAGACACAGGAAAGAAGAGGAGGAAAGGAAGAGGAAGAAAGAGGAGGAAGAGAGGAAGAGGAAGAAAGAGGAGGAGGAGAGGAAGAGGAAGAAAGAGGAGGAGGAGAGGAAGAGGAAGAAAGAGGAGGAGGAGAGGAAGAGGGAGGAAGAGAGGAAGAGGAAGGAAGAGGAGGAGGCUGCCAGACAGGCGAAGCUGGAGCAGGAGGAAGUGGAGCGUCAGAGGAAGUUUGCCCAGGAGCGAGAAGCCAAACUCAGGGAAGAACAGCGACGCCAAGCCGAAGCCCAACUUCAGGAAGCCCAGGAGCAGGCACGGGAGAAAGAGAAGAAGAGGAGUGCUGAGGAGAGAGAUAGGGAAGAGAGAGAAAUCAAUGAACUGGCUGUACACUCUCAGCCCUCCAUGACAUACAAUAGCACAGAGAACAACAGCUUGCUGCCAGCGGUGACUAUUCAAGACACAUGUCCUCACCUCACCACCUACAGAGCUCUCUAUCCCUUCACAGCACGCAACUCUGAGGAGCUCACACUGGAGGCAGACUGUCUGAUCGAGGUGGAUGAAUCAAUAGAUGAAUCAACAGUUAGGGAGACCGGCUGGCUGUAUGGGAGUUACUGUGGUAACAGUGGCUGGUUCCCAGAGAGUUAUGCUGAGAGAUGUUGUAAAGACAGUGAGACUGAGCAGACCGCAGCUGUUACACACUCCACAGCGCCCUCCACCAACUACCCUGGAAUUCCUCGAGUGGACAUUGAAGGACCAACUCCAACACACACACCAGUGUCUUCAAACACACAGCACACACAGGCUGUAGCUCUGUGUGAGUGGAGCGCUAAGACUGAGAGUCACCUGGGCUUCUCUAAAGAUGACAUCAUCACGGUUCUGGAGAAGCAGGACAACUGGAUCUACGGAGAGCUCAAUAAGAGCCGGGGCUGGUUCCCUUGCUCACAUGUCUCCAUGCUUACCACCAAUAACACACAGAAUGAGCCGUUAUAUUCUACGGUGGAUGAGAUUGAACUUUCAGAUUCUGGUCUGUUUGAGGAGUAUGUCGCUCUGUACACAUACGAGAGUCCGGAAUCAGGUGACCUGACAUUCUGUGCAGAGGAUGUUGUCCUGGUCACCGAGAGGGAAGGAGAAUGGUGGAGAGGGUGCAUCGGUGACCAGUCUGGCCUCUUUCCUUCCAACUACGUUAAACCCAAAGAGCCUGAUACUGCCAAUCUUGGAGUUCCCGGUAAAAAGCCAGAGAUUGCUCAGGUGUGUUCGACCAAUGCUGCCACAACACCAGAACAACUGAGUCUGACACCUGGUCAGCUGAUCGUGGUGCUGCAUAAGAACUCAAACAGCUGGUGGCUGGGUGAACUACAGGCACGGGGUAAAAAGCGUAAAAAGGGCUGGUUCCACUCCUCUAAUGUCAGAUUACUGGAGGCCAACAGCGGCAAAAUAACUCCUGCAUCUCAGCUAUUGUGUCAGGUUAUUGCAAUGUAUGACUACAAAGCAGCCAAUAAGGAUGAGAUGAGCUUUCAAAAAGGUCAGCUGAUCACCGUAUUCAACAAGGACAACUCUGACUGGUGGAAAGGAGAGGUCGCCGGGGUCGUAGGGCUGUUUCCAACUAAUUAUGUGAAGAUGACCACAGAAUGUGAUCCCAGCCAGCAGUGGUGUGCUGAUCUGCUCAGUUUAGAGUCUAUGUGCACUGAAGAGAGGAAGAGGCAAGGCUAUAUCCAUGAGCUCAUUCAGACGGAGGAGACCUAUCUGGAGGACCUGGAACUGGCACUGGAGGUUUUCUAUAAACCAAUGGCAGAGUCAGGGAGGCUGACAGAGGCUGAGAUGAGCUUGAUCUUUGUGAACUGGCGGGAACUGAUCAUGUGCAGCACCAAACUCCUAAAAGCUCUGCGUGUCCGUAAGAAGAUGGCUGGAGAGCGGAUGCCGGUGCAGGUGGUGGGUGAUAUCCUGUCUUCAGAGCUCUCUCACAUGCAGGCCUAUAUUCGCUUCUGCAGCUGCCAGCUCAAUGCUGCGGCUCUGCUGCAACAGAAAACAGACAAAUCAGCUGACUUCAAACUCUUCCUGAAGAAAAUUGCCAGUAAUUAUCGCUGUAAAGGAAUGCCACUGUCCAGCUUCCUCCUGAAACCCAUGCAGAGAAUCACACGCUACCCACUGCUGAUCAAGAACAUUCUGGAGAAUACCCCUCCAACUCAUGCAGAUCACGCAAACCUGCAGGCGGCACUGGAGCAGGCCGAGGAGUUGUGCUCACAGGUGAACGAGGGCGUGAGGGAGAAAGAAAACUCUGACCGGCUGGAAUGGAUCCAGAACCAUGUGCUGUGUGAUGGAAUCAUUGAGCACCUCGUUUUUAACUCUCUGACGAAUUGCCUGGGCCCUCGAAAGCUGCUGCACAGCGGCAAACUACAUAAGACCAAGAGCAGCAAGGAGCUUUGGGCCUUCCUGUUUAACGACUUCCUGCUCCUCACCAACACCUCAAAACAGUUCUCAUCUGGGCCUGACAGACUCUUCAAUCCGAACUCAAAUGCACAGUACAAGAUGUAUAAAACGCCAGUGUUUCUGAAUGAGGUCUUAGUUAAAAUGCCCUCUGACCCUUCCAGUGAUGAUCCAGUUUUUCACAUCUCACACAUUGACUGUGUUUACACUCUCAAGGCUGACACCAUUAAUGAGAGGACUGCAUGGGUGCAGAAGAUCAAAGCAGCAUCUGAACACUUCAUAGAGACUGAGAAGCUGAAAAGAGAGAAGGCAUACCAAGCUCGCUCGCAGAAGAACAGUGGAAUCGGGCGACUGUUAGUAACGGUCCUGGAGGCCACAGAGUUGAAGCCCUGCAAACCAAAUGGAAAAAGUAACCCAUACUGUGAGCUAACCAUGGGCGCGCAGUGCUACUCGUCCCGCCAUCAGCCUGACACGCUCAACCCCAAAUGGAACUUCAACUGCCACUUUUUCAUCAAAGACCUGUAUCAGGACGUCCUGUGCCUCACCAUCUUUGAGAGGGACCAGUUCUCUCCCGACGAUUUUCUUGGUCGUACUGAAGUUCCUAUAGCGACAAUAAAGAAGGAUCAAGAAGGUAAAGGUCCGUUGGUACAGCGUCUGCUGCUUCAUGAAGUUCCAACUGGAGAGGUCAAAGUGCGGCUUGACCUGCAGCUCUAUGAUGAAACACCUCACCUGUGAACUCCACAUCUGAUUCAUUAGCACUCCAAAAUUAACCAGAUCAUUUAACAGAAGUUUAUAAGUGUUCAUUUUUAAAAGUAUAUUGGAAUGACCCUGUACACCUUUGAAAAAAGGUGAACU
This is a messenger RNA of Carassius carassius (crucian carp), 5468 nucleotides long. Its product is annotated as intersectin-2-like. Bases 216 to 5348 code for a protein of 1710 amino acids. Gene Ontology annotation, molecular function: calcium ion binding; protein binding; guanyl-nucleotide exchange factor activity. The transcript is spliced from 40 exons. The record is from RefSeq and is a predicted model, not a curated record. NCBI's taxonomy places the organism in Eukaryota, Metazoa, Chordata, Actinopteri, Cypriniformes, Cyprinidae. Gene Ontology annotation, biological process: positive regulation of Rho protein signal transduction; intracellular signal transduction.